Ambispora gerdemannii is the source of this 336-nucleotide messenger RNA. The record is from the annotation of a GenBank genome assembly. NCBI's taxonomy places the organism in Eukaryota, Fungi, Glomeromycota, Glomeromycetes, Archaeosporales, Ambisporaceae.
AUGUCAGAAUAUGAAAACGUUGCUGGUGGAGCAUUAAAAUUAAAAGGCGAUUCUUCAAAGAUUAAAAAGAAGAAGAGGAAAUCCUCCAAGGAAAAAGAAAAAAUCACCUCAUUAGCCAAAGAAAUUGUCAAAGAAGAGAAACCAAAGCAACCACUAAUCCGUGUUGUAGAAAAGACUGAGGCCGAAAAGAAAUUUGAAGAGAUUCAACGAAAGAGACUCGAACAAAAAGUUAUUAAGGCUGCUCAGAAGUCUCAUAAAGAACGCGUUGCGGAACUCAAUCGUAAGCUCGAAGAAAUGACUGAGCAUUACGACAUUCCAAAGGUCGGACCUGGUUAA